This is a messenger RNA of Manihot esculenta (cassava), 2141 nucleotides long. RefSeq names its product glutathione S-transferase F13. The transcript has 5 exons. Gene Ontology annotation, cellular component: cytoplasm. Gene Ontology annotation, molecular function: glutathione binding; glutathione transferase activity. The record is from RefSeq and is a predicted model, not a curated record. The coding region runs from base 1301 to 1954 and encodes 217 amino acids. NCBI's taxonomy places the organism in Eukaryota, Viridiplantae, Streptophyta, Magnoliopsida, Malpighiales, Euphorbiaceae.
UUAUUUAAAUUAAAAAAUGUAUAAAAUUUAAGAAAAUAACGGAUCUUUAAUUUCCAAACGGAAGCUCAAAUCAAUCUCUUGUUUUCCUUCCUCUCAAUCCUCACCCUCAUCCUCUCAAAAUCCUCUCACCUUUCUGAUUAUUUGCACCUGGCGGCAUUGGAUCCCGCUUGCUCUUUUACAUAUACACUAGUAUAUGCUCCUUGCCUCCUCAUCGCACGAUUGCUUUCCUUCUCUAUGUCAGUGGCCUCUUCAAGCCCAGAUGCUUGUCGUCUUUGUUGCUAAUUUUUCCCCAAUGGCGUGCCAAUACAGUCGCAACACCCCUUCCCCACCCCCCACCAUCCCCCCUCCCCCUCCGUAAAAACAAAAAAACAAAAAAAAAAAAAAAAACUCUAAACAUUAAAAACUAACAGGAAGUUGACAUUUACAUGUUUUUAAAUAUUAAAAUGCGCAGACUCGAUACUUCAAUUAUAUUUUCUCCUAAAUUUAAAUUUCAAAGAAAAUUGGAUGUGUUUGUUUUGUUUCAACUGCUCAAGGAGUGGUGGUAGAACAUAUAUGGUCACUUCAUUCGUGUAUCUAUCUUUCUUUUAUAUGCCUGCCAUUUUUCAUAUAGGGAAAUAUGGGGUCUGCUCUGGAUGAAAUCAGACAAAUAUUGCACGUGAGCUGUGAGGCAUAUUGUUUCGGACAUGACAGAUAUAUUAAACUUGGACUUUUGCAUUUGGCACUCUGAAUUCUGUAACAACUUAUGGCUAUUUUCUCCAAGUCUAAGCUUUGGAGGAGUACACACCAAACUACCACAUUUCUAUUGGAAACAAAUCUCGAGUUGAAGACUUUUGAGUAUGAGAUCAUAUUCAGAUUUCUUCAAUCAAUAUUGAGGCGCUAUGAUUGAUUUAUUAAAUACUUGGAGAUUAAUGGUGGAUUAAGUCUUGAUUAUUGUAAGCUCAUAAUCUUGAACCUUGACUACAAACAAAAGUUUUUGGGUUCCACCGCCCAUGUGAUUUAGACGACAAUGGUCAAUGAUGCCGCUCUGUGAUCAUGUGGUUCAUAUCUUUCAUUCAAGUAAUCGAUUCAGAACUCGUCAGAGUGCAGCUGGUGCAUCGGAUUCCUUAAUUUCAGUUGGUAAAUUGCACCAGAUUGCAGAAGCAUCGGUUUUGUCACUGAAGAUAAGUAGCUAAACAAAGCAAAUAUUUAUUUAAACAAAAAGAAUGAAAAAUCAAAAGCUAGGUUAUAGUGGGAAGUCUAUUUUCACUAUAAAACAGGAGCGAAGGGCUUCCCUCUCUUUCGUCUACACAGAAACACAAUAAUGGCACUGAAGCUGCAUGGACCAGCCAUUUCCACAAACACCUCUCGUGUCAUAAUUUGUCUCCAUGAGAAAGAAGUAGAUUUUGAGCUCGUCCCUCUUGAUCUUUUCUCCGGCGAACAUAAGCACCCCCAUUUCCUAGCCAAGAACCCCUUCGGUCAGGUCCCAGUACUUGAAGAUGGUGAUCUCACUUUAUUUGAAUCUAGAGCAAUCUCAGCAUACAUAGCUGAAAAAUACAAGGAAACUGGCUAUGAUCUAUUAAGGCACCAAAACCUGCAAGAAGCUGCAUUAGUGAAGGUAUGGAUGGAGGUAGAAUCCCAGCAGUUCCACCCUGCAAUAGCUCCAAUUGUGUACCAAUUUUUCGUGGAUCCGCUUAAUGGUGUUUCCCCUGAUCAAGCAAUCAUCGACGCCAACUUAGAGAAGCUAGGGAAGGUGCUGGACAUAUAUGAAGCUAGGCUGAGUAGCUCCAAGUACCUCGCAGGGGAUUUCUACAGCUUGGCUGAUCUUCACCACCUUCCAUACACUUAUUAUCUCAUGAAAACUGCUGCAGCUUCACUCAUAAAUGAACGUCCCCAUGUGAAGGCUUGGUGGGAGGACAUUUCAUCCAGGCCAGCUUCCAAGAAAGCUGCAGAAGGUAUGACUUUUGGUGAGAAAUGAAACUUGAAGACUCGAGUAUUUGAAGAGCUAGCUAGCUAGCUAGCUUUUCUAAAAUUGUGGUUUUAAUGUGUUGGAUUUGUACCCAAUAAAAAAUUCUCUUCUACAUGGUUAAUUUUUUCGAUACUUGAGGUAAUAUCAUUGUUCAAAAUUAUAUUAAUCAUAUCUCAAUUUGAAUGGUUUUGCUUUC